Molecule: messenger RNA, 475 nt
Organism: Drosophila willistoni
Lineage: Eukaryota; Metazoa; Arthropoda; Insecta; Diptera; Drosophilidae
Exons: 3
Coding region: 58-453 (131 amino acids)
Source: RefSeq, a predicted model, not a curated record
AUUUUGGUCAGAUAGUUUUGAGUCGGGCAGAGAGAUAGGUCAUAGUCAGUCGGCAUUAUGGCUAAAUUAUACGUUAUGUUGUUUGCGAAUUUGGCAUUUGCCAUGUUGGCAUUGGCAGGGCCAACUACGCCUCCUGCUCCAACUCUUGUGCCGCGUAUUUUAACCGAUGGCUUCCAAUUGGAACCACUCAAUGAUAAAUAUUUCCUAAGCAUACGGAAUCCGGAUGGCACUGUGCGUCAGGAGACAGUCCAAGUGAUUGCACCUGGACAGCUGCAAGUGAAUGGUGUACUAAAUCAACCAUUCGAUGACCAGGGAAGCCAUUUGGUAGUCACCUAUGAGGCUGGACCCAAUGGUUAUGUGGCCAAAUACAGUUAUGGCACAGGCAAACCAACACCUCCAUCAGUUCCUCCUCUAUUCUUGAGUCCCGGUGCUUUGAAAACAGCAACUGGCUAAAUAAAUACUAAUUUUUAUCUAA